AUGGGCCCACAGUGGAUAAUAUGCUGGAAGAUGUGUUUUAGUCACAUAAAGGUUACUGUAGUUGAUACAGUCAUACUGGAUAAAAUUGAAAGGAUCUGUGAUAUAAUGGAAAUUGAGAGGUUUAUGGUGAGGUUAAACAAGAAUGGAGGCCCCAGGAAUCCCGAGAAGAUAGAUCGAAUGUGUGCACUUUUCACAGAUCUCAGCAGCAAGGACAUGAAGAGAGAUUUGUACAUAGUUGCCCAUGUAAUUCGAAUAGGUCGCAUGUUGCUAAAUGAUUCAAAAAAAGGGCCCCCUCAUUUACACUAUCGCCGCCCCUAUGGCUGUGCAGUAUUGAGUAUCAUGGAUGUACUUCAGUCAAUUUCCGAAAUAAAAGAAGAGAAAGAUUUUGUUCUCAAAGUUUACACGUGUAACAACGAAAAUGAAUGGUGCCAGAUCCAUGAAAAUAUUAUUCGCAAGUCCAGCACCAAAUACACAGCACCCAGCUCAAACUAUGGACUUAUAAUAUCGCUUCAGCUUCUACGUGGCGACAUGGAGCAGAUUCGAAGGGAAAACCCCAUGAUCUUUAACAGAGGCAUUUCUGUUACCAGGAAGUUGGGUUUUCCUGAUGUUAUAAUGCCAGGUGAUAUACGCAAUGACUUAUACCUGACAUUAGAAAAGGGAGACUUUGAAAGAGGUGGGAAAAGUGUGCAGAAGAACAUUGAAGUGACCAUGUACGUGCUCUAUGCAGAUGGAGAAAUCUUGAAGGACUGCAUCAGCCUGGGCUCAGGAGAGCCAAGCAGGAGCGCAUACCACUCCUUUGUCCUUUACCACAAUAACAGCCCUCGAUGGGGGGAAAUCAUCAAGUUGCCCAUCCCUAUAGACAGGUUCCGUGGGUCUCACCUCCGGUUUGAGUUCAGACAUUGCUCCACAAAAGACAAGGGAGAAAAGAAGCUCUUUGGUUUUGCAUUCACUCCAUUAAUGAGAGAUGAUGGCACUACCUUGUCAGAUGAUAUCCAUGAGCUUUAUGUUUAUAAGUGUGAUGAGAACAGCACAUUUAACAACCACGCACUGUACCUGGGGCUGCCUUGCUGCAAAGAGGACUACAACGGCUGCCCUAACAUCCCUUCCAGCCUCAUUUUCCAGCGCAGCACCAAAGAGACCUUCUCAGUCUCCACACAGCUUUCUUCUACCAAACUGACCCAGAAUGUGGAUUUGCUUGCCCUGCUGAAGUGGAAAGCCUACCCAGAUCGUGUGAUGGAUAUUCUAGGAAGACUGAGACAUGUCAGUGGCGAGGAAAUUGUUAAGUUCCUACAAGAUAUUCUCGACACGUUGUUUGUAGUUUUGGAUGACAACACAGAAAAGUAUGGUCUGUUGGUCUUUCAGUCUUUGGUAUUCAUCAUAAAUCUGCUGCGUGACAGCAAGUAUUUUCAUUUUCGACCUGUGAUGGACACUUACAUUCAGAAGCACUUUGCAGGAGCACUGGCUUACAAAGAACUGAUCCGGUGUUUGAAGUGGUACAUGGACCGCUCAGCUGAGCUUGUGCGCCAAGACCACAUCCAGGAAGCAAUGAGAGCCUUGGAAUAUCUUUUCAAGUUCAUUGUCCAAUCUCGGAUCCUUUACUCCAGAGCUACUUGUGGAAUGGAGGAGGAACAGUUCCGCUCCAGCGUCCAAGAGCUUUUCCAGUCCAUCAGAUUUGUGCUCAGCUUGGACAGCAGGAGCUCUGAGACUCUCAUCUUCACACAGGCUGCUUUGCUGAACUCCUUCCCCGCUAUCUUUGAUGAGCUGUUGCAGAUGUUCACUGUGCAGGAAGUAGCAGAGUUCGUGAGGGGCACUCUGGGCAGCAUGCCCAGUACAGUACACAUCGGGCAGUCGAUGGAUGUUGUUAAGCUACAAUCCAUUGCACGCACUGUUGACAGCCGCCUGUUCUCUUUCUCAGAGUCCCGGCGCAUCCUGCUACCUGUAGUUCUUCACCACAUUCACCUUCACCUACGACAGCAGAAGGAGCUACUUAUUUGCUCUGGGAUCCUCAGUAGUAUCUUCUCCAUAAUCAAGACCAGCUCUUUGGAGGGAGAUGUCGUGGAGGAGGUUGAGAUGAUGGUGGAGAGCCUCCUGGAUGUGCUUUUACAAACUCUGCUUACAAUCAUGAGUAAAUCGCAGUCUCAGGAGGCGGUAAGAGGGCAGCGUUGCCCGCAGUGCACAGCAGAAAUCACUGGAGAAUAUGUCUCCUGCCUUUUAUCUUUGCUUCGUCAGAUGUCAGACACUCAUUUCCAGCACUUACUGGACAACUUCCAAAGCAAGGAUGAACUAAAGGAGUUCCUCCUGAAGAUUUUCUGUGUAUUUCGGAACCUGAUGAAAAUGAGUGUCUUUCCUCGAGACUGGAUGGUGAUGAGGUUGCUCACCAGCAAUAUCAUAGUUACAACAGUUCAGUACCUGUCUUCUGCACUGCAUAAGAAUUUCACGGAAACGGACUUUGAUUUUAAAGUGUGGAACUCUUAUUUCAGCCUGGCAGUUUUGUUUAUAAACCAGCCAAGUCUCCAACUAGAAAAUGCCACACCAGCUAAGAGGAAGAAGAUUCUGGAUAAAUAUGGCGAUAUGAGAGUGAUGAUGGCAUAUGAGCUCUUCAGCAUGUGGCAGAACCUGGGUGAGCAUAAGAUUCACUUUAUUCCGGGAAUGAUUGGCCCGUUUCUUGGUGUCACACUUGUUCCACAACCAGAAGUCCGGAAUAUCAUGAUCCCUAUCUUCCAUGACAUGAUGGACUGGGAGCAGAGAAAGAAUGGCAACUUCAAACAGGUGGAAGCCGAGUUGAUCGAUAAGCUGGACAGCCUGGUAUCUGAAGGAAAAGGUGAUGAGAACUACAGGGAACUCUUCAGCCUGCUAACCCAGCUCUUUGGGCCUUAUCCCAGUUUGCUGGAGAAGAUUGAGCAGGAAACGUGGCGGGAGACUGGAAUCUCUUUUGUCACAUCAGUUACUCGUCUCAUGGAGCGUCUACUUGACUACAG
Messenger RNA from Fulmarus glacialis (Northern fulmar), 2978 nucleotides. RefSeq names its product dedicator of cytokinesis 3 (gene DOCK3). Gene Ontology annotation, biological process: small GTPase-mediated signal transduction. Lineage: Eukaryota; Metazoa; Chordata; Aves; Procellariiformes; Procellariidae. Gene Ontology annotation, cellular component: plasma membrane; cytoplasm. The annotation marks the transcript as partial. The record is from RefSeq and is a predicted model, not a curated record. Gene Ontology annotation, molecular function: small GTPase binding; guanyl-nucleotide exchange factor activity. The transcript is spliced from 28 exons.